Messenger RNA from Neopelma chrysocephalum (saffron-crested tyrant-manakin), 1905 nucleotides. RefSeq lists its product as uncharacterized. Gene Ontology annotation, biological process: protein polyubiquitination; protein monoubiquitination. Gene Ontology annotation, molecular function: ubiquitin protein ligase activity. The coding region runs from base 44 to 1087 and encodes 347 amino acids. The record is from RefSeq and is a predicted model, not a curated record. Lineage: Eukaryota; Metazoa; Chordata; Aves; Passeriformes; Pipridae. The transcript has a single exon.
UUGGAUGUCAGGAGAGCACUGGCCAGUCUAGCUUGAGACAAAAAUGGCCACAGACAGCACCUGCCCUAUUUGCCAGGACACUCGGAAUGAUGUGGCUUCUGCUCUGCCCUGUCGCCACCAGUUCUGCCUGGGCUGUAUCCUGCGGUGGACAAGGAGAAAUCCAUCGUGCCCACUCUGCAGAAGAAUGAUAGAGACUGUCAGGUUUUCUGAGCAGAGUGAACAGGACUACAUACAGCUGGUCAUCACCUCCCCUGAAGAGUCACCAGAAGGCCAUAGCCAGGCAGAGAGAGCUCCUGGCCACCUGGAGAUCAACAGCCCCCAUGCCCCUGUGGUGUCCCCUCCAUCUUCUCCACAGGAGACACUGUCCCCAGAUGACCAAGGGGCUUCUAGGCUGGAGCUUGUUGGUGACCUCCUGCCCGAAGUCUGGGCAGGACUUUUCUGUCGACAACAACAGCUUCUGGAUCCCGUGCGGCCCUGGCUGCGCCAGAGGCUGGAGGGAAUAUACUGGGGCCGGUGGUGGUUGGUAGAGGCCACAGAGAGCUGCAUCCUGCGCUACCUCUGCAUCUAUGGUCCAGAUGCAGAGGUCUUGGUCCAGAGGCUGCUGAUGUUCCUGGAGGAACACACAGCACUGCUGGUCCAUGGCCUCAUCAAUGCUAUUGCAGAACAGUGCAAUGAGGACGCCAGGAGGCUGCUGCAUUUGCAUGCUGUUGGGGAUGAGGAUGGCAGCCCAGCAGCCAGCACCAGCUCCAGCUCCAGUUCCAGCUGGUCCAUGUCCAGCAGCUCCCACAAGGGCACUCCUGUCAGCUGCCCUGCAGGCUCCGAUGUGGAGGAAGAAACUGCUACAGUAGAGACUGUCCCCCACCAGGGUCCCAGCUGCCCCCAACCUGAACCCAUCCCUGCAGAGGAGAACCAGUCCCAGGAGGAGCCAGAGCAGGCAGCAGUGGCAGGUCCCUCUGCCCAGAGCAGCAGCCACAGCCACUCCACUCCCGGUCAGGGCAGGGGCUGCUCACCUGGGGCAGCCCGGUGUGCCCAGAAGAGAAAGGCUCCCAGCCCUCUGGACUCUCCCCAGCCCAGCAAGAAGCCAUGACAUGGGCGGACCUGACCCCUGCAGCCCUGAGGGAUGCAGAUGAAGUGAUAAAAUUUCAUCUCUCUUCAUUGCCAAUUUCCCAUCCAAGAACCACAACCUGAGGCUAAUGGAACCCACGGCAGGUUUCAGGAAGUGGCCUCCCCACGUCUGGCUUCUUGAAGGGGCCAAGUGUGGUCUCUCUUAGGUCCCACAGAGCCACGGGUCUGAAUAAAUCUAUAAAUAUCUAAGUCCCUCAGUAACUGAGAGAGCGUGACAUACUGAAACGCCAGCACAUCUGAAAAUCUUGUGCCAGAUUCUGUCUGGCUUGUGAAAGGAAAGUUUGGAUCAAGUAUCACAGAAGCUAUGGAGAAAGAGAGUUCCAAUACAGUUCUUGCAAUUUUAAUUGAUUUGAAAUUGAUUGUUAAGUCUUUAAGGACCUCAACAAGAACCCAGUAGCUACUAGGCAGGAGUGACUUUGCUCCACAAAGACUCUUCUGUGAAUGAGUGGUCAGGGGCAAACAGUCUUAAGGUGGUUAAGUCAGUUGUUCUGCUCCAAUUAGCACAAAAGUUGUUCCUUGAUGACCUCCAAGGAGGAGGCCAAUAUCAGACAGACAAGGUAAAACUGAAGAUUUAGAUAAAAAUGGUGACCAGACAUUUAUUGUUAUUUUUGCUGCUAGAACUUACAUAAGUUGCAAUGGCAAUCCAGUCUGUAUGCUGGAUAUAUGAUUUGUGCUAUAUCAAGCAAAACUUCAGAUGUGCUCCAGAGCACGUGGGCUCUUAGACAGCCACAAAUCACCUGUGCUUGUGAAGAAAGAUUUGGUGAACCUUGGCAUAAGGGA